AUGAUUAAGAAAUAUAUUUUUUUAUUAAAUUACAUUAUAUUAAUAGGGCAUAUAUUUGAGUAUAACAUAUUGGAAAUUAAAGCUGCGGAGUCAUCACAAGCAUCAUCUUCAAAAGAAGUUGAGAUAACAAAAGAUAGAAUUUUUGUAUAUUUUAGGGAAGAUUGUAGAUUAGAGUUUCAUAUGACAAUUUAUUGUUUGGAUCAUGUAUUGGGAUUUAAGAAUCUUAGUGAUAUAAAAAAAUCUGUAACUGAUUUAGAUGCCAUAAAAAAGGAAAUUGUUGAUUCAGCAAGAAAAUAUUAUCAGGUGGUGAUGGAAGAUGAUGAAGCCUUAGAAAGAAUGGCGAAUAGAAUAAGUGGUCGUCUUUUUAAUUUACGUUCUGAAAUAUUAACAACAAUGGAUUAUUAUUCACUUUUGAAGAAUAUUUUUUGGGCAGAGCAAAGAGCAAUGGAAGAUAUUUUUAUUGAAUUAAAUGAAAAAGAUGAUAUUGCACAGAAAACGGAAGUUAUUGGCCGUAUAAGUUCUAUAAAAAGUAUUUUUGAAAAAUAUUUAAGGUUAAUAAAUAUUAACUUAUCAGGACAGCAAAUACAGAAUACGGCAGAGAGAAUACAGGAAUUACUAGGUGAAUUAUGUGGCAUAUCCAUUAAAUAUACCAGACCUGCUUCUUUAGACUUUGAAUCUCAUGCUUUACUUUGUUAA
This is a messenger RNA of Plasmodium relictum, 696 nucleotides long. Its product is annotated as gamete antigen 27/25, putative. NCBI's taxonomy places the organism in Eukaryota, Apicomplexa, Aconoidasida, Haemosporida, Plasmodiidae. The transcript has a single exon. The record is from RefSeq and is a predicted model, not a curated record. Bases 1 to 696 code for a protein of 231 amino acids.